AUGUCCAGUUCUGCUCGCCCACAACCGCCUAGGUCCAACCAUACUGGGAUCGAAGAACCUCUACACCACAUAGACACGCUCGGCAUUGUCGUUUGUGGAGAAAGCGGAUCUGGCAAAAGUUCAUUGGUCAAUUUGAUUGCUGGGACGAAUAUCGCGAAGACAUCUCCCGAUGCUGUGGGAUGUACGACUGGAACAAAUGUAUACGACUCGGACAAAUUGACAAGUCGCCAGGCUGGGACGUUGAAGGUAAAGCUUAUCGAUACAGCUGGUCUGGAUGAGGGCACUCAAGGUAUGGUUUCAGAUGAGGAAGCUCGAAAAGUUUUGAAGGAGCUUCUUCGAACUCUGACGAAGCAAGGCAACGUUCAUCUCAUCAUGUACCGUGUGCGGGGUGGGAAGAAUAUUCGGACACUCCGCCGGAACUACGAGUUAAUCCGUUCUCAAGUCAAGAGCAAAGUUCCAAUUGUCCUUGUCGUCACAUGUUUGGAAAUUUAUCGACCAGAGAUGGAAGACUGGUGGAAGGUCAAUGAAAAAACCAUCUUAGGCCUCGGGAUGAUCUUUUCUGGCCACGCUUGUAUCACUACGAUGGAAAGGGAAGAGCUUAUGUUUGUGGAGCGCCGCAACCAGUCAUACGAUGCUGUCUGGAACCUCAUCCGAGAGCAGUGUCGCCAAGGCACUAUUCAUGAGGUCCAAAUGACACAGCGUGACAGCGGGGGGUGGUACAGGCGGGUGUUAGCUACCAUUUGCUUGGCUUAG
Molecule: messenger RNA, 753 nt
Organism: Suillus fuscotomentosus
Lineage: Eukaryota; Fungi; Basidiomycota; Agaricomycetes; Boletales; Suillaceae
Product: P-loop containing nucleoside triphosphate hydrolase protein
Exons: 4
Coding region: 1-753 (250 amino acids)
Molecular function (GO): GTP binding
Source: RefSeq, a predicted model, not a curated record